GCCUUAGGGCGUGUCCAAAAUUUCACAAGUGGCUCAACCGGAAAAGUGAGUCAGUUUUAGACAACACGACCGAACCACAGAAAGCUUCAGCACACCACUAGCUCUGCCGACGCACAGAAAGGACAAAAGAUGAAGGUUCUGGUAACAGGAGGCACCGGGCUGAUCGGAAAGGCUAUUCGCCAUGCGGUGGAAGAGAACCCAUGUGACGGGGAAGAGUGGGUCUUCGUGUCGUCGAAGGAGGCAGAUCUCAGAGACCCGAAGGCCACCAAGGCCCUUUUCGAGAAGCACCGUCCGACCCACGUCAUCCAUCUAGCGGCAGAGAUGGGGGGAAUGAUCCGCAUCUCACAACAUAACGUCGAGUUUCUGAGGAACAACCUCCUCAUCAAUGACAAUGUGCUGUACAACUCACACGCCAUGGGCGUGAAGAAGUGUAUGACUGCUCUCACCAGCGCCAUCUUCCCUUGUGAGAUCCAGUACCCAGUGGACGAAACAAAUGUGCAUGACGGCCCACCUCAUGAUUCUGUUUCUGGCUACGCCUGGGCCAAACGGAUGGUGGAUGUGCAGAAUAUUGCAUACAACAAGCAGUACGGGUGCAAGUUCACGUCUGUAGUGCCCAUCAACCUCUUCGGUCCGUACGACAACUUCAGUCUUAAGGAUGGAAACGUCAUGCCUGCCCUUAUACACAAGGCUUAUCUGGCCAAGAAAAAUGGAGAAUCUUUGCCAGUUUGGGGAUCGGGAUCAGCGAGGAGGCAGUUUAUGUACUCUCACGAUUUGGGGCGGUUGAUGGUGUGGGCAGUGAAGGAGUAUGAAGAGACUGAGCCAAUCAUACUUGCAGUCGGAGAGGAAGACGAGAUUUCCAUCAAAGAGGCUGUAGAACUCGUGGUGGAGGCAAUGGACUUCCAGGGAGAAGUCGCCUAUGACACCACGAAGUCUGACGGACAGUUCAGGAAAACCUGCAGCAAUGAGAAGCUGAGGAAAUACCUGCCUGACUUCAAGUUUACUCCCAUCAAACAAGCUCUGAAGGAGACUUGUGACUGGCUCGCAGAGAAUUAUGAGGAAGCUAGGACUGAAUCAAAACCUUGAGAUUUGCCUAGUUGGAUAACAUGUGUGAUGUAAAUCACAUAGUGCUGACAGUUAUGUUAUGAGCUAUCCAAUUGUUUGGGAUAUUCUAGUAAUGGGGAUUUGUUUAAUGAUGAUCUCUCAAAGAUAAUGAUUAAGGAAAGAAAAGGGUUUGUAAGGUGAUUUCUGUCCAUGGUGUAUAUAUUCUAAGGUUUACUUUUAAAAAAAUGAAAUAAUAAAACAUAUAAGAAUGGUCGUAAUGUGUACAAAUAUAUUGCAUCAUGUUAAGAUGCAAGAAAUACAUGUAAGUAAUACUGCAUAACGCUGUAAAAUGUGUUCUUAAGGAUAAAGCCCACAUACUGUAAGGGCAGAAUAAAAUAUGUACUUCAAUACAUUUAAUUUUAGGUAUACCAAAUACCAAAUAUGCUCUGUGGAAUUUGUAGAUGCCCAUUGUAAAAAUAACCAGCUUGGCUUAUUUGUAAAAAAAAUGUCAUGUUCAUUUUUUCUCAAUAAAGAUCAUUUACAUCCCAAUUAAA
This is a messenger RNA of Branchiostoma belcheri (Belcher's lancelet), 1595 nucleotides long. Its product is annotated as GDP-L-fucose synthase-like. The record is from RefSeq and is a predicted model, not a curated record. NCBI's taxonomy places the organism in Eukaryota, Metazoa, Chordata, Leptocardii, Amphioxiformes, Branchiostomatidae. Gene Ontology annotation, biological process: nucleotide-sugar biosynthetic process. The transcript has 11 exons. Bases 130 to 1083 code for a protein of 317 amino acids. Gene Ontology annotation, molecular function: GDP-L-fucose synthase activity.